This is a messenger RNA of Drosophila sechellia, 1517 nucleotides long. Its product is annotated as 45 kDa calcium-binding protein-like. The transcript is spliced from 3 exons. Bases 13 to 1251 code for a protein of 412 amino acids. The record is from RefSeq and is a predicted model, not a curated record. Lineage: Eukaryota; Metazoa; Arthropoda; Insecta; Diptera; Drosophilidae. Gene Ontology annotation, molecular function: calcium ion binding. Gene Ontology annotation, cellular component: endoplasmic reticulum. Gene Ontology annotation, biological process: calcium-ion regulated exocytosis.
GGCGGCAACAAAAUGACUUUCGUUAACAAGCUGAGCAAAAGCUUCCGCUGGCUGCGCUGCUCGACAUUGUGCGCAAUUUUGUUUUAUAUGUUCUUCAUUGGCCUGAUCCUGCACAGCACCAGCCAGAAGUUGCAGCAGCAGCUAAAGGAGCAGGGAACCAGCAGUAGCAGCAGCAGUAGCAGCAGCAGCAGCAGCAGCAGCAGCACGCAGGCAGACACAAAAAUGGCGACCAACGUGGGGCAUAAUGGCGCCCAACGUUGGCCGAAUACGCUGCAGGAACUGGAGCAGCAGCAACAAAAACACGAGCAAAGCAUGAGGCUCCAGCCUGUGGCAAACAAUUUGGAUUCGGGGAACGAGAAUAGCCAGCUUCAACCCCAUUCCCAGCCGCAAAAAGUGCAAAAUGCCAGCAAAUCCCCUAACCAGCCAGAAACAGUUAUUUUAGCGGCCAGCAAUGUGAAUGAGAAGCAAAUACUGGCAAAAGCUUUCAAACGUGCCGAUCGCAGUCGCGAUGGCAUUCUCUCAAUCCAGGAAUUGGGGCAGUACAUAAAUCGCCGGAUUGUGGAGCACAUUGAUGAGGCGAUUAUGAACAAUGCCCGCGAGUUCCGCCGCGUGGAUAUUGGUCCUGCGGAUGGUCUGAUCACCUGGGACGAGUACCACCGGUUCUUUCUUAGGGAGCACGGCAUGACGGAGGCGGACAUCGAUGAGCACGACGAGAUUCGCCACACUGCGCUGAACCGCAGGGCCAGGGAGGACAUGAUGAGGGACAAGGCCCGGUGGUCGGAGGCAGCUCGCACCGAUCUGUUUACACUGACCAUCGAUGAAUACCUGAGUUUUCGCCAUCCCGAGUCCAGUGUAUCCAAUCUCUUGGAGCUGGUCGAUGAUCUGCUGCGUCAAUUCGAUCAGGAUGGAGACGAUCAGCUAACCCUGGAGGAAUUCUCCGAUCUGAAUGUGGACGAUGACGACGAUCUGAUGCGGAAAUCUCUGAUAUCGAAGACUUUGGUGGAGCGACGCGAGGAGUUCAAGCGGAUCAUCGAUAAGAACCACGACGGCAAGGCCGAUCGGGGUGAGCUCCUGAACUAUGUGAACCCCAAGACUCCGCGGUAUGCCCUCCAGGAGGCGGCCACUCUGUUCAGCCUGUGCGACGAGAACAAGGAUGAGCUGCUGACCCUCAAAGAGAUGACUGACCAUGCCGAGAUAUUUCUGCAAUCCAAGAUGAUCGACACGGCGAAUAGUUUUCACACAGAGUUCUAGCUUAAUUCUUCACCAUCACUAAACCUUUCACCCCUUAAGCAUUUAUAGUGAUAUUAAUUUGUAAGUUUUGGCACCUAAAAUAGCUAAUUUAGUAGCAAAGCGUCUUUUUGUUAAUAAUUUCUUUAAACUACUUGGAUCAGUUGUAAAGCAUGAUGUAAGAAAAUCAUUUCCUUUGUGAUUUUUCAAUAACUAGCUUUUAAGGAUGCAAAGCAAACAAUUUGACACAAAUACUCUCCGAAUAAAUAUACGUAAUUGUACGAAAUUUC